CCACGUCUCACAGCACCUACGUCGCAUCGACCCAACCAACAGUCAGGCGCGUUGUCGAUGACACAUACACACCAUCCCCGCAUCCAUCCAUCCUCGCACGCCUCCCGCCCUGGCCUGGCUGCCUGCCUGCCUCUCUCUCUCUCACGUCUGCCCACUGGGCGACGUCAGAGUGACCGUCGUCAGGGCCGCACCAGAGUGAUCGCCCCUCGAUGACCCCCCCGUCUGACCGUCCGCAGCAGCGAAGGCCAAGGGCGUCACGUGCCCAUCUCCGCCAAAAGCCGAGGCGCUCGAGGGGGUGGGUGGCGACGUGAUGCGCCAUGAGAGGUCCUCUGGGUUCUCCUCCGGCAGCACCAGUGGCUGCAGGACCGACUUGACCAUCAGGUUGCCGCAGAUGGGACACUCCUCGGCGAGGACGUCGUCGACAUCGGUCUCCAUCCUCGCCAGCUGCGCCUGCUGCGCGGCGUUGAGGGACCCCUUGGACACUAGCUCCCGCAUUUGGCUGGCGAGGUAGUCCAUGAGGUGGCGGGCCUCGAUGGACAGAGUGGGGUACACGAGGCUCUGGCAGCACACGGCGUGGAAGGCGUGGCCGCACGGAAAGGCAUAGACCUUGUGGCGGUUGCUCUGGGGGAUGAUUGGGGGGCGGGAGGGGGCCGGGCCUAUGGCAGUGGAGGGCGGGGGAGGAGCGAAGAGGGGGUGCUGGCAGAGGUCGCAUGGCUGGGUGGCCGAGAGCAAAGUGCACCGCUGGUUGACGCUGCGGAGGUCGUCCUUCAGCUGGGAGGCAGCCUUCCGGUGCUCCUCCAUCUCCUGGCACCCCACACACGACAGACAGACAGGCAGACAGACAGACAGAGAGUAAGAGCGAGAGGUCUGUGUGUGGGUGGCUGAGUUGGUUGAGGCCACACCGCUUUGAGUUGUUGUAUCUUGCGCUCAUAGUCGUCGAGCGAUUCGCAUAUGUCCUCCUUGAAGGAGUCGAUCAGAAUUGUGUCCGACAUGUAAGGCAGCAAAUCCUACAACAUAACACACAACACACAACAUGCCACUUACGCCCACGCCUUUCGUUCAUCUGGGUGUGUUGAUGCGAUCGAUGCGUGUGUAUCACCUCCCUCACCUGGAUCCGCAGCAGGCCGCCCGAGUCAUGCAUGAGCUCCCGAAGACUCAACACGUCCUGACGCUGCGCCUGUGGACGGACGGACAGACAGACAGACAGGCAAAGGCUCACAGGGGUUGUUGUUUGGUGUUUGAGAGACCACGGCCAGGCAUGAGCUUACCUGAUGUUCGACGAUGGACAGCCAGAGGCGCUUCCGAAGCUGCAGCUGCUUCUCGCCAUCACCAGGCCUACACACACACACACACACAGCCGCCCAUGUCGUCAUGUCAGUCAGUCACAUGCAUUGCAUCCUCUCUCCUCCCUCUCUCCUUUGUUUGUGUGUGUUGUCACCUCCCUCCCUGACCUGCAGGCAUUGUGUUUAGCGAGUUCCAGGUCUCCCAUGGCGAGUGCCUUGUCGACGGCCUCCUGGUGCCGCCCCAUCAUGCCGUACAGCAUCACAGCCGCACGGUGCUUACCGCGCUCCUCGCAGUAACGAAGCGCAAACGGACCGUCGAACGGCAAACACGACACACCCUGAGUGAGCACAACACAACACACGGAGACAGACGUAGAGAGAGUAGGGAGGGAUAUGACUGACUGGCAUCAUUGCUCGUGAGCUAGGCUAGUCACCUUCUGUGCAGCGAGCAGUCUGAUGAGUGCCGCCUCGUCCUUGUCGCUCUCGUCCUCGGCAUAGAGCACCACCAGCGCGUUGAAGACCCCCCCGAUGUCCUUCCACUGCCCCUCACCACCGCCGCACACCGCCUCCCUCUGCCGCCCGGGGUGCUGGUGGCGGCUGUCGUGGUCCUCGCCACCAUUGGUCGCUGGCAGAGACAGACCCAAACUGGCCAGGAUGGCCUCGUCGUGCUCGCGGCUGUCCUCCUCUGCUGUCCGCCCCUUCAACCUCUGCGAGGCGUGAUACAUGUCCAGGAAGUGCUCCAGCAGCCGGAUAGCCUCGAAUCGGUGCACAGUGCCGCUGGCCCGGCCCCUCAGCAGCACCGGGACCAGCGGCGUGGGGUCGAGCGACUUGAAGGAGGGCUGCAUGCAGAGGUUGACGAACUCGGUGGGCUCGUAGUGGAACAGCAGGGGGGCGAAGCGGUGCAGCUGAGCGUCCCGGAGGGCGCCCGGUUCGAAGGCGGCGAGCCUCUUGAGGAGGGGUCUGUACUGCCUGAGGUGGAUGUGGUGCAGCAGGAGGGUCUCGAGGUCCUUGCGCUGCUCGGCGUAGAACAGCAGCUCAGACGGACGGCUCUGGGAGUUGAGCAGGUGGUACACCGUCGACUGCAUCAACCAACCAACGGUCAACAGAAUGCCAGCGACAUGAGAGGUGGGAAUCUGUUGCAUGCAUAUGCAUUGCCCCCCGUCCGACUCGGCUCACCUGCACUUCAUCGACGUGUCUGAAGUCUCUGAGCAGGUGGCACAGCUCAUCCCGCACAGCGCGGCUUUGCUUCUGCAGCGACUCCAGCUCCUCGGGCGUGGCGGCCGGCAACGCGAAGGUCGAAGGGGAGCCGCCCUCUCCCCCUCCCCCUCCCCGAUUGUGUGCGAGGGUGCGCCUGAGAGUGUGGGUGUGGGCGUCGAGGACGUUGAGCUGGUGCACGUAGAUCUCCACCAUCCACACAAACAGCAUCACCUGCACACGAUAGGCACACAGAUGCACAACGAACCAACAGAGGGAUGAACGAACUAAGGGACGAACGACCGCAUUCAUCGUCAUGAAGCGGCAUUCGGCUGGCCCAUACCUCUUGGGGGGACGCCUGCGCGGCUGAUGCUGGUUCUGCGUUCUGCUGUGGUGGCUGCGUGGCCACUGCGCUGUCUUGGCCGCCUUGCCGCAGCUGCUGGAACUUGGCUUUGAGGAACUCGAGCAGCGCCGCCUCCUGGUGCGCCUGCAUGAACUGCAGACAUAUCGACUCGAACGCUCGAGACCUCGUCUGGGCGUACUUCUGAUGGCAUCACAGCCAGCCAGGCACACAGACAGACAGACAGACAGACAGACAGAUGGACAGACAGACAGAAAGCAAUGAAGGUGGGCGGCGCGUGUGGUGGGUGGUGUGGUGUGGUGUGGUGUCUGUCGUGUGUUGAAUAUAUACGUGCCUGCGCAGCUUUGGUGUACUGCUUCUGGUCGAACAGCGUCUGUGCGUGCCGGCAGAUAACGCCGUCUCGCUGCUCGGUGGUGCGGCAGUGGCGAAGGGCAGAGUCGUACUCGCCUGCACAGGCAGAUACAAGUCUGUCUGUGCUGUCUGUCUGUCCGUUUCUCCCCCCCGCACCCACUUACCCUUUUUGAGGUAUAGUUUCCAGAUGUUGGUGUCUUCGUUGGUGAGGAUGAUCUCGUAUAAGUACAGCUCAGAGUACAGCCAGAGCGUGCCGUCAAAGGCGUCCUUGAGCAGCCGCCUCGGCAUCCCGUACUUCUGCGCAGGCAAUGCAUGUUCCGUCACCUACACACACACACAUCCAUCCAUCCAUCAACCCACACAAUGCAAUUACCCUUUCGAAUGUGAUUCUAGAGACGACGAGCAGCCGUUCGUCAUAGAGCAUCAGGAGGUGGUGGUUGGUGAGCGCCAUGCUCUUGGGUGCGGGGGGCGGCACGGGGAGCAGCUUGAGCUCGGCAUCAGUCGCACCCGUGUUCGACCGGUGCACCAUUGGUGCCGACUGUACUGCUGAUGUGGUGGCACCCUGUGACACUGAUGUGGGCGACACGAAGAGGGGCGGGGAGGGUGAGGGUGGGUAGGGCAGCACAACAGGGGGAGAGAGGAUGGAAUACGGUGGGGUGGGGGACGGCAGCAGCGACGUGUGCAACACACCAGCACUGGUUGACCCACCACAACACACCACCACAAACAGACAGAGGGAGGGAGGGAGGGAGGACACACACACACACACACACAAACAAAGAAAGUGUUCGUCCGCUCGUGUGGUGUGGUGUUGAGUGAGAUUGGUAGCUAUGCAGCCUCCCUGACCCACCCGGACAUCCAGAAGAACUCCAUGUGCCUGCCCGGUCCGCUGGCGAUGAGCAGCUCACCGUGGCUGAGGUCCCGCCCCACCUCAUAUGUUAGGGCAUCCAUCUCAUCCACACCCACACCGCCACCACCACCACCACCGCCGCCCCCCCCAGGCGCACUGCUGGCGUAUUUGUUGAACAGCUGCUCGUAAGACGACACCGUCCCCAUAAAGGUGUACAGGUAGCGAGUCGACACGGCAAUCACCAGCAGGCGACGGGCUGACGCGGGGGCGGGGGCGUCCGCUUGCACAGUCUGAUUGAUGAUCGAUGUUCAAAUCACCGGCAAGCGAGAGACCACAUCAAGUAUGUCUGGUCUGGUGUGGUUACUGGUGCGUUUGGCAGCACGUCGGCGAAUAUGUCGACCACGGGGGACUUCUUGGGGAGCUCAAACAGCGUCUUGACGACCUCCUUUCGCUGUUCGAUGACUGCCUCGAGGAUGGUGCCGCCCUUGGUGCCGAUGAGGAUCUCCCGGGUGUUGGUCUGUGUGGGGCUCCUGUCCCACGCCACACACUCGAUGAAGUGGCCACGCAGACGGCCGAUGCUACGCGCGCGGCUGGACUGGUAAUUCAGAUACCUGCACCUCCACACAGAGAGAGGGAUGCAGUCAUGUGACUCCCUGGUCUGUCUGUCUGUGUCUGUCUGUCUGUCUGUCUGUGUGUGUGUGGAGGUUCAACCCCUUCUGUGUGUCGACCGACCAGUUGUCUCCGUUAGCGAGUGUGAUGAGCGUGUGAUAGCCUUUCGGGUCGACAAAUAUCCUGGAGAUGCUCAGACGAACCGACGCCUCCUGACGAUCUGAACGAACGAACGACAAAGAGAGGGAAAGGGAUCGUCGCCACUGUGCUCUCGCUCCCCCAGUGAAUGACUGACUGACUGACUGACUGACUGCCUCACCCCCGAGUUCGAUCAUCUCGAGUGUGUUGUCAUCGGGACACCACCGCCACAGCUCGCCAUUCAGGAACCCGAGCAUGAAGCAGCGCGAAUUCACACACACCCACCGCAGCCCACCCUUGGCAUUCACCGAAUGUAAAGCUGUGCCGCCCCGCUCACCGCCCCUCGGCUGACUCAACAAAUGGUCCAGCCGCACCAGCUUGAGCGAUAUCGACGGGCCGGCCGGGUGUGAUGCAGGCGGGCUGAAGAGACCGCCGCCACUAAGGGAUGCCGACGGAUGCGCCGCUGCAUCUGCGGUCCAUGGGUUGGUGGACGGCAUGUCGGCGGCGCCGUGGACCACCAGAUCAUCGAUGUCGGGCUCGUCGAAUGAGCGCAGUAGCGACAUCGAAUGCCGGAUGGAUGCAGAUCACGGCCACAGAUGAGAUUCCAUAGACAGAAUGGGACGAAUGGGAUGAGAUGAGGCGAG
Messenger RNA from Vitrella brassicaformis, 5430 nucleotides. The record is from the annotation of a GenBank genome assembly. Lineage: Eukaryota; Vitrellaceae.